Molecule: messenger RNA, 369 nt
Organism: Prorocentrum cordatum
Lineage: Eukaryota; Dinophyceae; Prorocentrales; Prorocentraceae
Source: the annotation of a GenBank genome assembly
AUGACGUGGAGGUGGGUGGGACGUCCAUCUAUCUCCCUGCUUGUGCCUGCUGGCCCACCUCUGUCCCUCCCUCUUCGGGCGAGUCUCCCCCUCCCCCUCCCCCCUCAAAAACAUGUCUUCGCGAGCCUGCAGCCUUUCUCAGGCCCACCUUUCUGUGGAGCGCAGGGCCGCAGAGCGCCAGCGGGCGCCGAAACGCGGCGGAUGGCACGGCGCCUGUGCCUCUCGGCGGCGGCCUUCACGGCGGCGGCGACCGCGUCGCCGGGGCCAUCGCUCUACGACCUGACCGUCACCGGCAUCGCCGGCGACGCCCUGCCGCUGAACAGCCUGCGCGGCAACGUGACGGUGCUGAUCAACGUGGCGACUUACUGA